Sardina pilchardus (European sardine) is the source of this 4225-nucleotide messenger RNA. RefSeq names its product nuclear receptor binding protein 2a (gene nrbp2a). The coding region runs from base 641 to 2170 and encodes 509 amino acids. The transcript is spliced from 18 exons. Gene Ontology annotation, cellular component: endomembrane system; cytoplasm. Lineage: Eukaryota; Metazoa; Chordata; Actinopteri; Clupeiformes; Clupeidae. The record is from RefSeq and is a predicted model, not a curated record. Gene Ontology annotation, biological process: protein phosphorylation; intracellular signal transduction. Gene Ontology annotation, molecular function: ATP binding; protein serine/threonine kinase activity.
UAGUGUGUUCGGUUAACAUUGUGGUUAACAUGCCAGUAGUUUCGUGAUAUCAAGGACUGAAAAUAAUAUCAAUGUGUGGCGACGAUGCAUCGCUUUAACGGACUGCGUAUAUUUGGUUAUUUACGGUAAUGGUUUGACUUAGCCGACAGAGCUUGGACAGAGCUGGAAGAAGAUAAAAAUGAUCCCAAGCUAGUCCAGGCGCGAAAGGAAUAGGGUUUGUUUAACCAUGCUGAAUCGCCGUGAAACCAUCCUCGCACGUAGCUCAUGUUCGUUGCAGCGGCAAUGCAAAUAGUGUUUAACACGUGGUCAGAUUCCGUAUGGCGUAACAAUUUUUUUUCGAGGAUUCCUGAAUCGUGAAACGGUGGCACACGCAAGGAUCUCAAAGUGACAGUAGUCUUCGAAGGGGUUGCCUAGCCUAAGCUAGGUUUUAGCUUUUGUAUGUAUUUUUCUAGGCUAACGUUACGUUUUUCUUAAACCCAUAUACCUUAUGGUUCUAAGGGUGAAGAGUCUGCGCCCUUGGCCAAAUUUGAUGAAUCAAGGAUUUGCAUUUUCUCAGUUGUUGUGAGACGGACAGUGGAAAUCUGGAUGCGCAGUUCUGCCGAGAGGGACCAGGCGAGUAAAUACACUACGUCAGGAUAAAAUGACGAUGUCUGUCCCGGAGAGGAUUUCUGGGUCCGGGGGCAACAAGGAGGAGGAGAGCGAGGAUGAGAGUGAAAUCCUGGAGGAAAGCCCCUGUGGACGCUGGCAGAAGCGAAAGGAGCAGCUCAGCCAAGGAAAUGUGCCUGGGAUUGAGAGCGCCUCCCUGGCCAUGGACACGGAGGAGGGGGUGGAGGUGGUGUGGAACGAGGUCCAGUUCUCCGAUAAGAAGGUCUUCAAGUCUCACGAGGACAGGAUCAGGGAGAUGUUUGAGAACCUGAUGCAGGUGGAGCAUCCCAACAUUGUCAAGUUCCACAAAUACUGGCUGGACAUGAGGGAGAGUCGGGCACGGGUGAUCUUUAUCACAGAGUACAUGUCCUCAGGAAGCCUUAAACAAUUUUUGAAGAAAACCAAGAAAAACCACAAGACUAUGAAUGUGAAGGCCUGGAAGCGGUGGUGUACGCAGAUCCUCUCAGCAUUGAGUUAUUUGCACUCAUGUGAUCCGCCGAUUGUCCAUGGCAACUUGACUUGUGAUACCAUUUUCAUACAACAUAACGGACUCAUAAAAAUCGGUUCAGUUUGGCACAGGCUGUUUGUCAAUGUGUUCCCAGAGGCGAUCCACGGGAACGUGCACCAGCAUCGAGACGAGCAGAGGAACCAGCACUUCUUUGCUCCCGAGUAUGGCCUUUCUGUGGAUGACUACUCCAUUGACAUAUACUCCUUUGGCAUAUGUGCCUUGGAGAUGGCCGUCUUGGAAAUUCAAGCCAAUGGGGACACUGCUGUGUCUAAAGAAGCCAUAGCUUAUGCUGGGGAGUCCUUGGAAGACCCUCUCAUGAGGGAGUUUAGUCAGUCUUGUGUGCAUGCUGAUCCUAAGAUGAGGCCUACUGCCCAUGACCUGCUGUUCCACAGGGUUCUGUUUGAAGUGCACUCCCUAAAACUGCUUGCAGCCCACUGCUUUAUUAACAAUCAAUACCUGCUUCCAGAGAACUGUGUGGAGGAAAAAACUAAAUCGUAUGAUCCAAAUGGUAUAAUGGCAGAAAUUUAUCAUGUUGAUCGCCCAGGAGUCCAGCUAAAGUACUCCCAUGUUUCCCCUCUGGAGCUCGACAAAUUCUUAGAGGAUGUCAAAAAUGGGAUCUAUCCUUUGAUGAACUUCGCGUCCCAGAGACCGCACCCCAUCCCCCGUGCCCUCUCCCUGUCUCAGGAGCACAUGGAGACGGUGAAGACACCCACCCCGGAACCCCAGGAGACCGAAACUAGAAAGGUCGUUCAGAUGCACUGUAAUUUGGAAGCCAAUGAGGAGGGAACCAGAAGUCAUCUCUCUCUCUUUUUGAAGAUGGAUGACAAACUUCAUCGCCAGCUCAGUUGUGAUGUUCUUCCCACGGACAGUCCAAAGGAUUUGGCCAGCGAGCUUGUUCAUCACGCAUUCAUUUGUGAGGAGGACUGUGAGAAGCUGGCCGGCUUCCUGGAGGAGGCGCUGGGUAAACACUGGGAUGGCUCCUCUGCUGCUGCGCCAGUGGUGGCCCUGAUCCACUGAGACACACUCAGCUGUCAGCGUGGGACCAUGGACAUGUAGUUUAUGGAAAAGAGAGGGAGGUGGAGAGAGCGAGAGAGAGAACGAGGGGACUGGACUAUGUAUCAUUGCUGCAUAAGGAGGAGACUGGGCAAGUCUCACAAAUCAUGCACAGACAGCAAAGGCAUUCCAAAGAGGUCUUACCGGAAGCCUCAGGAAACUCUAACUGGCAGAGGACUACAUGAGGGAGGACUGAGGACUGAGCAGCUAUCUCACCAUGCCACAGAGGCAAUAUUCCAUGUGACUCCAUACAUUUUGUUUUUUGUUUUUGUAAAUGUUCACUGUCCCUUUUUUUCUUUUUUUUUGUGUUGUUUUUAUGGGUUUCAUGUGUUUAUGAAAACCGUCCAACCCUUUCUGAAUUCUCAUCUUUGGUUGCAUCCAUUUUAUCAUCCAGAUGACCAAAGACAGGGAAACCGCUCUGCUCCAAAGACAAGUCAGAAGGCACGUGAUGUCAGAGCAUCAGGAAGGCACCGCAAAAACGCUUAAGGUCCAAUAAUAUGAAUGCUCCCUAGUCCCAGCAGAGCAUCUCUUUUUGCCAUCUUAAAAUGUCUGUUCUAUUGACAAGACUGAUUUGAAUCUAUAUCAUUACUCGUAUUAAACAUGUUUGUUCUUAAUGCAUUAUGUUUAAGGCUGGAUGGUUCUCAGCUCUCAACACUUUUGUCAUCCUGCCACUGUUUUAGCAUCUCUCUUUGUGUACUUGUCUUGGUCAGGAAUUCUGUGGCAGUGCUGUCCUGUACACAUGUCCUAUCUCCCCUCUAAACCUGAAUUAGACACUUAGCGUUAAAAUGCAGAUUGUCGUCCCUGUGUGUAAUUAGAUAAUAUAAUGCACUAAGUGCCUCAGUUAGACAGGAAUGUGUCAAAUCUGUAUUUGCCAACCUUGCUGGCUCCUGGGUACAGCACAUAAUUUUCCAGUUUCCAGAUAUAUACAGUGAACAGUUUCCCCAACAGGUGUCCAUUACUGAGGGGUAAAGAUACUUUGUAGGUUUGUCUCUUCAUUGGUACUUUUCUUGGAAUCAUCAUACAUCUCAUCCAUACACUGAAAUUUAAAAGUUACGGUCAAUUACCAAUACAAAUAGACAGACAAUGUAAUGUACAAAGCUUGAAAAUGCAAGGAAACAAAAAUGGAUCACUCAUCUGUGUUUUAAGUCACAAUGUUAACCCCACUCCGUUUUGCGUGUGAGUGAGUGAGUGAGUGUGUGAGUGUGUGAGUGUGUGAGUGUGUGAGUGUGUGAGUGUGUGAGUGUGUGAGUGUGUGAGUGUGUGAGUGUGUGUAAAUGACAUCUCCAGUAGGCUACACAGCAUAACUACGUUCUAUUUUGUUAGCACACAAAUUGACCCAGUUUACACUACACUGACUGGUGCGUCUACAUUAUGAAAGUAUUUCAUAAACUUUCCUGAAAUACUGUAAUACAUCUACAUCAUUCACACAACCUUUGCUGCAGAAAGCCUUCAAGGGGGUGAUUUCCUGAAUCACUCUGUAGGCCUAGAGGUAUACAGUAUUUAAUGCAACUUGAAUACAAUAAUCUUUGUUUUUUUUGUUUUUUGUUUUCAGUUUCAGUGUCUCUGUACCAGUAUCAGUGAGACUGCAUGUUGAAUGAUGACUGCUAUAACACUUAUUUAAGACAUAAGUUGGCAUGGUGUGCAUGACAUCUUUCAGCUCAUUUUCAAGUAACAUCUUGUUUAGAAGUCAACUAAAGCUGGGUUUAUUUUUGAACGCAUUCAGCAGAGUAUUAUUUGGUAAAUGUGUGUAUCUCGCUAAGGCCGAAUCAUGAAAAUAAACUACAGUAAACGGGCAACUUGAAUGUGAAUAAUAACAGCAAUAGCCUUGAAUUCACAUGUGAUUGCCUCCAUGUCUACUCUGUUCUGUCAAUAUCAAAAUGCCUGUAUGAAUGAAGCUGCCUAAGCUGUUAUAUAUUAAGAAAUGUGAACAAAACAUAAAAAACUGGCUGUGUGGAAGCCUUUUUCAUUACCAAUUGUGAAAAGGUUCUGUUAUUACUAAUAAAAAAGAAAAAAUAAAUA